AUGAAUCACGGCGAAGCUCAAGGUUCCGGUGGCCGCCAUAGGGGUUCUGGUGGUCGUUCUCCGUCGUCUGGGCAAAGAGGUCAUCGUCAUAAUAGCGAAAAUCCGGUUACAGUUGAUAGGCCUUUCGGUGAAUCUUCUUGUAGUAGGAACAGGGGAUCUCAAGGGAGAGGAAGAGGUAGAAAUAGUCCAAAGCAAGCUUGGGUUGUGACGUCACCCCAAGUUUCCCAUGUGAAUAGAAAAUCCCAAGAGGAUGGGACUGGUUCUACUUAUAAGCAACCUGAUGAAGUUGCUGCCUUGAAGAUCUCUGGAGAUGACAAGGAUCUUUUGCAAUCAUCUGCUUCGUCUACCUCAACCAACAUUAAUCUUGUUAGUGGAGGUGAGGACAAGGAUGUCAGGGAAUGCAUUGUGAUCAAACAGUCACAUGUUUCCUUGUCUUGCCAGGAGUCUCCGUCUUCUUCUACAAGUGAUCACAAGGUUGAGAUUUCUAGUGGCGAGGAUCAUGAUACUGCUCACAAGUCUGGUGAUGCAGAGAACGCUUCGAAUGAAAGUGAGAAGAGACCUUUCGAUCUCUUCUUGAAGACGAAGGUGUUUAGACUAAAACCGUCCGUGUUUGAACUGAACAAAGAUAAGAGGAAAGAAAGUAAGGGCUACACUGGAAGUGUUAUCAGACCUGGAAUGGUACUUCUUAAGAACUACUUGUCAAUCAAUGAUCAAGUGAUGAUUUUGAAGAAAUGCCGUCAGCUUGGUGUGGGUGAAGGAGGCUUCUACCAACCAGGUUAUCGAGAUGGAGCGUCACUCCAUUUGAAGAUGAUGUGCCUUGGGAAAAACUGGGACCCUCAAACGUGUAGAUAUGGAGAAACUCGACCGACUGAUGGUUCAACACCACCUCAAAUCCCUGUUGAAUUCAAUCGUUUUGUUGAGAAAGCAGUCAAAGAAUCUCAGUCCCUAGCUGCUGAGAUACCAUAUAUGUCACCAGACAUCUGUAUUGCUAACUUCUACACAUCCACCGGGAGACUCGGUCUCCAUCAGGACAAAGAUGAGAGCAUAAAGUCCAUUCGAAAGGGAUUGCCUGUUGUUUCGUUUUCCAUUGGAGAUUCGGCCGAGUUCUUGUAUGGUGAUCAGAGUGAUGAGGACAAGGCUGAGAAAGUUUUCUUGGAGUCUGGAGAUGUUCUCCUAUUUGGUGGCAAAUCCAGAAAUGUCUUCCAUGGCGUCAGAUCAAUUAAUAAAAAUACUGCACCCAAGGUUCUUGUGCAGGAAACAAGUCUUCGACCAGGUCGUCUGAAUUUGACUUUUAGGCAGUAUUAA
This is a messenger RNA of Microthlaspi erraticum, 1305 nucleotides long. NCBI's taxonomy places the organism in Eukaryota, Viridiplantae, Streptophyta, Magnoliopsida, Brassicales, Brassicaceae. The record is from the annotation of a GenBank genome assembly.